AUGACUGAUCAAGAUAUUCAUCCAUAUAACUAUAGUGAAUUGCGAAGUAAACACAAAGGCUACAUCGAUUUAUAUAUUGCUUUAUAUCAGCUGAAAACAGAAGAUGAAGGGGAUUUAUAUGAGAUUUACAAUAAGAUCAAAGCAGAAUUGAUUGAUUCAAAGAUAUGUCUUCUCCAAAAUAUAAUUAGAGAUGUUUUGGAUAUUAUUCCUUAUAAUAAUCGCUAUGCAAGGUCAUAUUUAUUUUUUGCCAAACACAUUUCUGAUGAUUAUCAAGUUAAAGAGUUCAACAAUGGUAUUUAUAAAGAAUAUGGUAUUAAAUUAGGUAUAUCUGGUGAAUUCGAAAAAUAUAAAUCAGAAAAUCUGGAUUUUCUGACAGAAAAUUCAAUUUACAGAGCAAUUAUGUAUAAUGACAAAGAAGCAUUCAUCUUUUUCAUUGAAAGUGAAGGAUUUGAUGAAGAUCAAAAACUAAAAAGUGAUUUAUAUCCGUUUACUGCGCUAAAAGGAUAUUCAUUACUUGAAUUAUGUUGUUAUUAUGGUGCAGUCGAUUGUUUCAGGUUAUUAAGAAUGAAUUGUGGGUCAAAAAUAACUAUCACAUGUCUUCAUUUUUCUUUUUUAAGUGGAAAUCCAGAGAUCAUGAAUGAAUGUUUAAAAUUUCAAAAACCAGAUGAAAAAUGCAUGGAAUAUGCAAUUAUUUCUCACAACAUUGAUUUUGUUACAUUCUUAAUGACUGAAUACAAAUUAAAGAUCAAUUUAGAACAUUGCUUAGAAUAUAAAAAUCUUGAAUCAUUAUUAGUUUAUUUUGAUCAGACUCGUGAAAUCAGUGAGUGUUUUAUUUAUUCAAUACAGUUUAAUAUUAGAACACUUUCUGAAUAUUUCCUUUCACAGGGUGCAAAUAUUAAUGCAAAAGAUAAAAAUGGGAAAACCGCUCUUCAUUAUGCAACAUAUAAUAAUAACAAAGAUAUGGUCAAGUUUCUUAUAGUUUAUGAUGCAAAUUUUUAUGAAAAAGAUCAGUAUGGUGAAACUGCUCUUCAUUAUGCAGUAAAUAUAAAAAGUAACGAAAUGAUCGAAAUUCUUUUAAGUUUUGGUGCAAAUGCCAAUGUAAAAGAUAAAGAUGGAAGAACUGCUCUUCGCCUUCCGUACUUGAGAAUCAAAAGAUUGAGAAAAAUCGAAAGACCAAAAGUAGGUUCUGAAUGUAGAAUUAAAUUAUGA
Molecule: messenger RNA, 1209 nt
Organism: Trichomonas vaginalis G3
Lineage: Eukaryota; Parabasalia; Trichomonadida; Trichomonadidae
Product: protein ubiquitination
Exons: 1
Coding region: 1-1209 (402 amino acids)
Molecular function (GO): protein binding
Source: RefSeq, a predicted model, not a curated record